GGGUCCCAGACGCUGCACGCCCAUCCCAACCCCCCUGUGCAGGAGCUGGUCAACGGAAACUACCCGCUACGGGCAGCAAUCAUGUCGGGCGACGGGGAGUGCUGCCGACUGCUGCUGGAGCACGGGGCGUCUCCCAACCACUGCAGCACUCGCGGCACGCCGCUCAUGGCGGCGGCAGCGGCCGGUGACUGUGAGACGCUGGUGCUGCUGCUGGACGCGGGGGCGGAUAUCGAGGCUGAGGCCAAGGACGGCUUGACAGCACUGGCCGCAGCGGUUCGGGAGAACCAGAAAGAAGCAGUGCGGCUGCUGCUGCGGCGCGGCGCUAGCCCCACGCGGCCCAACAAGGACGGCGUGAGCCCGGUGGACCUGGCGCAGGAGAAGGUGCUGCCCGAGGUGUACAGCCUGCUGAUGCAGGCCAGCAUCACGCACGCGGCGGAUGAGGCGCUGCGCUCGAGUGAGGUGCGGCAGGCGGCGGCGCGCGAGGAGGUGCAGGCGGCGGCGGACAAGGCGGCGGCGGAGGCGCGGGAGCAGCUACAGGUGUCGCGAGAACAGACGGACCUGAAGAUUGGGGCUAUUCGGGACGAGUCAGAGGAGCUGCUGAAACGCCUUGGUAUCAGCCGGAAAAAGUGAGGGUUGGCCUAGAGCGAUAGAAAGAGGACUGCGGUUGGGGGCCAUAGGCUGCGGGUCCAAAGGAUUGGACUAGCGGAGUCGGGCACAUCUUCGAGUUUCGAUGUUUGGAGGAUUAGCAUGUUGGACGCAGCCGGGGUACAUGUAACGACAGGUGACA
Chlamydomonas reinhardtii is the source of this 787-nucleotide messenger RNA. RefSeq lists its product as uncharacterized. The transcript is spliced from 4 exons. Gene Ontology annotation, molecular function: protein binding. Lineage: Eukaryota; Viridiplantae; Chlorophyta; Chlorophyceae; Chlamydomonadales; Chlamydomonadaceae. The record is from RefSeq and is a predicted model, not a curated record. The coding region runs from base 82 to 630 and encodes 182 amino acids.